Molecule: messenger RNA, 3331 nt
Organism: Spizellomyces punctatus DAOM BR117
Lineage: Eukaryota; Fungi; Chytridiomycota; Chytridiomycetes; Spizellomycetales; Spizellomycetaceae
Exons: 19
Coding region: 297-3248 (983 amino acids)
Cellular component (GO): mitochondrial membrane
Source: RefSeq, a predicted model, not a curated record
GACUGGGAGAACAAGUGGUUGACCUCCCAUCGGCUAGCGUUUCCAUCCACCGAGUUUACAACGAUCGCGACCUUCAGGCUCGUGCUGCUGCUGCUACCAGAUACAUUGGACCUUUAUCGGUCAGCCUGCAUGUGCACCUUGCGCAGUUCCCAUACAACAAGCAGGUUCCGGAAACUCAAUUCGGCCGAGUUUGGGCUUCCCAGACACUUUUUUUCUUUUGGUGAAAGCAAACCUGGAAAGAAAGCAAUCUUUCUCGGGAGCAGACUGUAGUUGCCUCGAUAUCUGUCUUUUACGAAAUGUCCUCAUCGUCAAAGCCCGCUCCUCCACGGCCGGUGCGUUCAAAAGAUGCCCGGUUGGAACAAAAGCUGGAGAAUACUCUUGUUGAUAGCGCAGACAGUACCAAUGUCGCUGGGACAGGUGUUGGUCGAUUCAGGUCGGAUCCACUUGGGUUUAUGCUUCGACUCACAUCCGAAUCAUCGGCUUUCUACGCGGGCGAAGGAUGGCGGGCCUAUCAAAACUAUAUCGGAAGUCGCAUAUUUUAUCCUGAAUAUUCAGAGGAGAUACGGAAGGCGUUGAUGACAUCAGAAAGGCUGAACGAUGCCGUUAAGAGGAUCGCUUUACAGAGAUAUCGCCAGCUCCACUCAAGCGUUGCCUCGAAAGACAAGCUUGCAAAGAGGGCGCACCGUAAAGCACGAGACGUUACCUUAGAGGAAGUUGAAAUAGACACACGCAAGCAACUUGUGAAGAUGAUGGAAGGCAUGGUUGCGGAUAUGAAUUCAAUGAGAACUAUAAAAGUCAUCGCAUUUGUCAUGAAUAAUAUGCUGGUGAGAAUGUACCACCAAGGCAUUCACAUCCGUGAGAGCGAGUUUGUAGAGCUACGGAAAUAUGCCCAAUAUGCGGAAAAGCAUAAGUUGUCGCUGGUGUUCCUACCAUCCCAUAAGAGCCACGUCGACUAUCUUGUUCUUAGCUAUAUAUUUUACCGACUUGGGCUCGCCCUUCCACACAUCGCGGCUGGUGAUAACCUGAACAUUCCCGGAGUGGGAUGGUUUUUGAAACAUGGUGGUGCUUUCUUCAUCAGACGCCAGUGGGGAGACGACGUAUUAUAUAAUACACUGAUGCGGGAAUACAUUGAGUUACUCCUUCAACGUGGCCACAACAUUGAGGUUUUCAUUGAAGGCACGCGGAGUCGAAUAGGGAAAUUGCUUCAACCAAAGUUCGGCAUACUCAAAAUCAUCCUGGACGCAAUAGCCAGUGGCCGUGUACGUGACGCAAUACUGGUCCCUAUGAGUAUCGGAUACGAUAAAGUUAUUGAGACCGAAUCCUACGUUAAUGAACUGCUGGGCACUCCUAAAGAAAAAGAGUCGCUAUUUCAGCUGUUGAACAAUGUCAAUAUUCUUCAGUUUAAGUGGGGCCGUAUUGAUAUCAGAUUCGCGAAGCCAUAUUCCUUGAAGGAAUACAUAAAUAGUCAAGUGGUUCGCCGCGGCUCGAGCUUCAACCCUAUGGGGAUUCCAGAGGACAAAAUACUGUUACUUCAGUCACUUGGCUUCAGGGUUCUAAGUGAUAUCAAUUCAGUCAGCGUCACUAUGCCCACAGCAUUAGUUGGGACUGUGAUUCUAACGCUGCGUGGCCGCGGCGUAGGUCGUGCUGAGCUAGUACGAAAAGUUAAUUGGUUGAAACGUGAGAUCCUAGCGAAAGGGGGCCGCGUGGCACAUUUUGGCGGAAUGUCCACAGCGGCUAUCGUUGAAAGAGCGAUUCAACAGAUGAAGGACUUGGUCGGCCAACGUACAGACCUUCUAGAACCAGUCUACUACCCCAUGAAACGAUUCGAACUGAGCUUUUAUCGCAAUCAAGUCAUCCACAUGUUCUUGUCUGAAGCCAUUCUUUCCACUGCCAUGUAUGCGACAGUCAAGGCAGGAGGUCCGGUCCACGCCCAACGAAUCCUUUUACGACCAGCAUUGCAAGAAGAUGUUGCGUUCGUGUCGCAGCUUUUGAAGUCUGAAUUCAUUUACGGGCCUGGUGGUCUGGAGAAAAACCUGGAUGAAACCGUAGAUAGGCUACACAAAGCAAACGUCAUCAGUAUUGAUGAGGACGUGGUGGCGAAUGGGGAUGGGGAGAAUGAAGUGCACAAAUGGAUUACGCUGAGCGCCGAAGAGCGGCGGAUUGGAAGAGAAACAUUUGACUUCUAUUGCUUUUUGAUGUGGCCGUUUAUUGAAACGUAUUGGCUGGCAGCAGUCAGUUUGUUUUCGAUUAUACCAGAUGCACCUCAUCCUGCAGACGGUGGUAGUCCUAUUCUGGAAUGGGUGGAUGAGCGCGUCUUCAUGAAUCGAGUCCAGUUCUUUGGGAAGACACUAUACUACGAAGGCGAUUUGUCGUACUUUGAGUCCGUCAACAAGGAGACCUUAAAGAACGCGUUUCUCCGUCUUAAGGACAUGGGCGUGCUCCUCAUCCGCAAGGGUCCGACACCUCCCUCGAAAACUGCGCCAUAUGUUGACGUGGAACCUCCAGUUCCCAAGCGGGAUCCGCGCUUACCUGUACCGAGUGGAGUCGUUCCUGUGGCCCCUCCACCUGCUCCGCCUUCAGGCCCGAUGAUCACCUGGGUAGCUAUUGCCCCUGACUACGUCCCACACGAUCGCCUGCCACCGGCACCCGACGUUCCGUAUGCGGAGAUAGCUGCUUCCCGGGAAGUGGCCGAGGUGACCUCGUCUGCCAUUGAUAUGCUGCAAGCGGGAACUUCUGCUGCCGCCGCGGCUUACUUGGCUGAAAAAGCCGCGAGAAUACGGAACAAAGAAAAACUGGCUGAGGCUGAGCAGAUGAUCGAGGCAGUUGAAUCGUCAUCCCCACAGCAAAAUGAGCCCAUGUCUACCACACAAACGGCCUCCACGAACCCAUCGUCAUCCAUAACAGCUUCUGCAGGUCCUCACCCCAGUGCGGACGGCAAUGACGUCCAAGAUGACGACAGAGAUCCCGCCUACGAAGCAUGGAACAACAUCCAACCGCAAUCUUCAUUGUGGGACUUUUGUGAGCAAAUAGGGCGGUUCCGCCGAGAGGGUAAAAACAGACGUGAUACGGCCACAGUCGCCAUCCGUGUCCUUCGCCUGGCAAGAGUUGCAGCUGGAUGGGUGGACGCCCGGCGUGGAAAAGGAAAGAGUCGGGGCGGGGGUCAAAAGAUUAAAAUCGAUCACACUGCAAAGAUUGCAAAAACGGGCUAUUAUGGCGGGGAUACUGCAACGAGCAAGCCACGACUAUGAUAAUGUUUGAUACGGACAAUCUGUGUUUAUUCGGGGUCAUAUUUAUAUUAUGAACAUAUGAGUUUUUACCGUUGUUUUGGAUA